Hordeum vulgare subsp. vulgare (domesticated barley) is the source of this 1719-nucleotide messenger RNA. RefSeq lists its product as uncharacterized. Lineage: Eukaryota; Viridiplantae; Streptophyta; Magnoliopsida; Poales; Poaceae. The record is from RefSeq and is a predicted model, not a curated record. The transcript is spliced from 2 exons. The coding region runs from base 242 to 1396 and encodes 384 amino acids.
AAAGGCAGGCGUGUCUGUCCUCCUCCUUGCGCUCACCUGAGACGCGAGGACAAAGCGAGCGAGCAGCAGAGGCGCCCCCAUCCAUCUCCUCCUCCGGUCGCAUCCGGGACCCGGGGGCGCCUAUCACCUCAGAGAAACCGCCGGAGAAACUGGAGGGCGAGGGACGGCGACGGCGACGGCCAAUUUUCUGGGAGCAGGCAGGGCAAGGAAGAGGGCUCCAAAAAUCUAAGUGCUACUAGCCAUGGCUGAUCCUGCUCAGCCUCCUGUAGUGGCUGCUGCUCCUGCUCAGUCUCCUGUAGUGGCUGCUCCUCAGGCUCAGGGUAUAAUGCCCUUGAUUCAUUGGGUCCCAGUGUUUGAACGAACCAAACCAUCCGUCUUCCUCAUCCUGUUUACACCAGUAAGUGCUCAAGCAAUCAACGCCCGGGGUAUCGCUUUCGAAGCCAACUCCAAGUCUCAAGUCGAGCUUGAUCAAAUCUUCCAAUCAAAGUGGUCAACUCAAACGGGCGUUGCCUCGCAGACCAACGGCUUCUACCUCUAUAUACUGACCACAGCUCACAUUGUGGAUUACCUGUUCCAUGCAGUGAACAAACCAAUUGCUCCAGCAACAGUCAACAAGCUCUUUACAAUUGAGGUGACCUGCUUUCAUGCAGAAAGAGAUUUCGUUGAUACCAGGCACAGAGUCGGCGAUCGGACCUACACGCCAGCGACCGUCUGUGGGAUCGAUUGCCUCAGGGAUUUAAUGAUGCUGCGUGUUGAUCGGAGAGAUCUGGCUAUGAGGGUCGAGGGGCAGCAGAGAGUGCGCUGCACACGUCGUCAUCCGGUUCUCCAGUUUAGCAUCACCAACGAGUUUGGUAUGCAGUGCAUGCUAUUUUCCUGGCCAGCGUUCCGUCCAUGCACAUUCGCCACAGGGCUUCAGUGCCUCUACCGCUGUCUGAGUGGCAUGAGCACGAACACCGUUGGGUAUGAUAUGGAGCUGCUGGAGGCCUACAUUGGAUCUGAAGACGGGUCCUCCGGAGGCCCUUUACUCAACUCUGCUGGACAAGUCAAGGGAAUCCUGCACGGGGGGACUGGGGUGCACUCCCAGUUCAUACUGUCCAGAUACAUCAUUCCCUUCAUCGUGAACAACGCAACACCCCCUGAGGCACAGUCAACAUCAUCAGCACCUUCAGCUCCCCGGGGUCCAAGUCCAAGAGGAGGAAGAGGAGGUCCUAAAAAAGAUGACAGGCCGGGUCCCUCAGAUCCUUCUAAGCGCCGUCGCUCCGGUGUCCAAGAUAAGGGCAAGGCCGCCGCUGCAGGUGGAUCCGGCCGGAGGUAUGUGCUCAGAUCCCAAGGCAAGGUCAUGAUCACUGCUGUAGGUGGAUCCGGCUGGAAGUAUGUGCUUAGACCCCGGUCAUGAUCACUUGACUGCUUCGUUCCCAGGACACAGGAUGAUUGAAAGACAUCGUGCUCUUCUUUAUUAUCUGCGGGAUGAACAAGUUUUGUACGCAUCUAUAGCGGCUACGAAACUCUUUUACAUUUGGAUGGGCAUCUAGAACUGUAGGCUAGCUGAAUGAUGAUAGACAUCGUGUUUUUCUUUGUUAUCUGCGGGGUGAACAAGUUUUGUACGCAUCUGCUCCUCCUCCACCUUGGGAUAAUCCACCCAGCUAGCCAUCAUUGUGGCUACUGAAUGGAAUCUAUUGACCAUAUAUGCGUGAAAUGAGGCCAGCCAUUUUGUUUAAA